Wallemia ichthyophaga EXF-994 is the source of this 2112-nucleotide messenger RNA. Its product is annotated as Cell division cycle-related protein res2/pct1. Gene Ontology annotation, molecular function: transcription regulator activity; protein binding; DNA binding. Lineage: Eukaryota; Fungi; Basidiomycota; Wallemiomycetes; Wallemiales; Wallemiaceae. Gene Ontology annotation, cellular component: MBF transcription complex; SBF transcription complex. The transcript is spliced from 2 exons. The record is from RefSeq and is a predicted model, not a curated record. Bases 1 to 2112 code for a protein of 703 amino acids.
AUGGACAACGCGGAGAUGGAGAUGAAUAAAUUAAAUAAUCCCGCUUCCCCAACCACGCCCCAUCCGCCAUCCACCAAGAAACCCGCGAAACCCGCUCCACGUAUCUACUCGGCUGUCUACUCGGGCGUCGGGGUCUACGAAGCUAUGAUACGCGGUAUAGCUGUAAUGCGCAGACGUGCUGAUGGCUACAUGAACGCCACACAAAUUCUCAAAGUGGCCGGCGUCGACAAGGGCAAACGCACAAAGAUCCUCGAGCGUGAAAUCCUCGCUGGUCUCCACGAGAAGAUCCAAGGCGGCUACGGCAAAUACCAAGGCACUUGGAUUCCCUUUGAAAGAGGCCGUGAGCUUGCUGCUGCCUACUCAUCCGAGCACCUCCUAGCUCCCAUUUUCGAUUUCGAUCCUGCAGCUGUGAGCAGUGCAGGUGGCCGCACAGCCAAGAGUCCCAAUAAGCGAGCCCGAGCGCAGAAUGACGUUACCCACACCCAAACUCCUGCUUCGACUCACAAAACUCCUUCUCCUCUCUCUCCUACUUCAACCUUGCACCACAAUAGCCUCCUCUCCCUCCACAACGCACGCACCAGCGGCAUUUACGUUGGCGGUGUAGACGAUCCCAACGAUGACGGCUUGGGGAGGAAGGAGGUGGUCCCUCACACCCACUCAUCCAACUCCAAGCACCCAACCCUCCACAAGAAACCUUACCAACCACCGCCCGGGACUUCCGCCCAGAUCCUAACGCGCACCCAACACGCCCUCACUUCCCUCUUCCAAGCUCCCCCUACAGACACUCUCCCCGACAGCAUAGCUAUUCUUGACCCUACCAACGGUGCGCUACAUCCAGAUUUAGCAAUAGACGAGCUAGGUCAUACGGCAUUACACUGGGCAGCGUCUCUGGGGCGCGUAGCGACAGUACGCCACCUGCUGUCAAAGCGGUGUGAUGGAACGCGCGGCAAUAUCGCAGGUGAGACACCGCUCGAGCGAUCCGUGCUAGUAGUGGACAGCUACGAACGACGUGCCUUCUCCCAGCUACUCCAUCUUCUCGCGGACACAAUCCGCGUCGUCGACCGCGCUCGUCGAACUGUCCUCCACCACAUCGCUCUCAUCAGCGCAGUAGCCGGGCGUGCAGCCAGCGCGCGCUACUAUAUGGAAACGCUCCUCGAGUAUGUCGCUAGGUGUGAACAGGGCGAUUACUCAUCCCUUGUUGAUGUCCAAGACGAGCAUGGCGAUACGGCUCUCAAUAUCGCAGCCAGAGUGGGUAAUCGCCAUCUCGUACAGAUGCUAGUUGAUGCUGGUGCUAAUACUACCACUCCCAAUAAACUCGGUUUGAAAGCGGGCGAUUUCGGCGUCGUUGAGUCUCUCGCUACUUCUAGCUCUAGCUCGCAGGAGGUAUCACAAUUUAAUCCCAACACUCAAUCCCACACCCAUCCCAGCGCUGAUGAAAUGCUCGCUAACCUCCACCCACCCCCGCCAGUGCACGUCGAUAGCAGCACGCACGUCAUGCGCAGAUUGGAGGGUGUGCUAAGCGACCUUGACCGCUCCUUCGGUGUGGAGGUGGCGGCGAAGAACAAACUCCUCUUCGAAAUACAGGCUGAUCUUAAACAGCACUCUCACGAACUCGCCGAUGUGCGUAAGGAGAUAGCUUAUUGGGAGACCAAAGCGACGCAGAGGGCGGAACUUGAGCAGAAAGUGAGGAAUGUUGAGGAGGCGAUUGCGAAUGAGGGUGUGGGAGUGUGGACGUUAAAAGGUGAGAGUACACAGGAUGUGGAGGGUGCAAAAAAUACAGAGCACAAUAGUGAAGACCUCAAAUCACCUUGGGAGACCGACGUCAUGACGAGCAGCGCACAAACACCUGACACACCUGAAACACUACACCAUCUCCAAAAGCUUCACCGGUGGAUGAACGGCACGCAGAAGUUGACAGAGGAGCGUGUCGCAUCGAUCGAUGGUCUCAGCGCCUCUAAGGAGGUUAAAUACAAGUCGAUAGUGAGCGUAUGCACUGGCGUUCCCGAAGAGCAAGUCGAAGGGAUGUUAGGAGAGUUACUCGAGGCUGUAGAGAGUGAUGCUAGUGCGGAUAUGUCCAAGGUGAAUGAGUUUCUCGCCAGGCAUGGCAACUAG